Messenger RNA from Metarhizium album ARSEF 1941, 1893 nucleotides. RefSeq lists its product as uncharacterized. The record is from RefSeq and is a predicted model, not a curated record. Bases 1 to 1893 code for a protein of 630 amino acids. Lineage: Eukaryota; Fungi; Ascomycota; Sordariomycetes; Hypocreales; Clavicipitaceae. The transcript is spliced from 3 exons.
AUGCUCACGGCACCUGCUGCCACCAGCCCAUCUGCCCAAGGACAGACUUAUGACCCUGCGGCAAAGACGUAUCAAGAAGCGCAGAGUUCUCGCCGGAUGCCAUUAUCAACAGUGCCGCAAACUUCCCGACUGCCUUUUAACAGCUUUGCGUCCCCUUCCACGCAGCCUUCAGGGCAAAUUCUCGGCUUCGCAGCUCCACCAGUCAACGGGACGCAAGCAUCUACGUCGGCACAAUAUGUCGCGCUGGCGCAGCUGAUUGACAGAACUGAACCACAAGUAGUGCGGCAAGUGUUUAAUACGGUGGUCCACAGGGCUCAGCCGUCAACGUUGGUUCGAGUCAUCACUGACUUUGGCUCGAGGCUUAUUGGAACAUCAAAGCGCCAAAUCAUCUCGCACUUCAAGGCUGGCGACUUUGAUGAAGUAGCAAGCGAAAUCCUAGGCAAGGCUAGCACUCACUUCCUGGACCUAGCCCUGGCUCAGCGAUUGGAAACUAUUCGCGCCCGCCCGCUGGUAAAUGCUCUCGCGAAAGCAGAGCGUCUUGGAUACAACGAAAAGGACGUUGUCGAGGAGAGGAAAGAUGGAACUGAAAUUGUUAUUUCGUACGUGAAGCAGCAUCUGGCCCAAGACCCGCCACAAUAUCGGCAGCCCUCAGUUCAACCUUUGGUUCAACCGUCGGUUCAGAAGACCAAAUCACCGCUAGCAAUGCCAGCCUCAACGAGGCAGCAAUCGCAGGCGAUGGAAACAUCACAGGAUAGGCAUGACUCUUCCAAUUUCCUUCAGUGCCAAGUCUGCAGUCGUCCGGUGUCAGGUACAGAUGCGCUCAACUAUCAUCAAUCGAAGGGUGCAUGCCGUGGUGAAGUCAAGACGAUUGAUCAAGUUGGCAAAAGUCUUUGUCCCCACUGCGGAUGCUUCUUCAACUCCAGUGGCGGCUUGCCGUACCAUCUCAAGUCGAAUGUGUGCGGUAUGUAUACCGGCGAGCACGCCUCUGCCAUUAUGCCAGCACUAGAAAAGUUUUAUCGAGAGCAUGUUCCAGCUCGAGGUCCCGGAUCGACUCAUAGGUCACAGUCGAUGCCGUCGUCAGCAAAAGACGAGAGUCGGUCCCGGUCUGCCCAGCUUCCCUCUCAAGGCGCCCGUUUCACGUCUAUGAAUCCGAAUCCGGGCACGCCGGCGACGCCAACGCUUCCGGCCGCGUCUUCAGGAGGAGGGAAGCACUCGGAUCCCUACGCGCAUCUCUCGCCUGAGGACAAAAAGGAGCUUGAAAUGGAACUGGCACGUACAGAGGCACACUACGGUAAUCUUUUACGAAAAGCCAUGCUACUACCACAGCCAGAGCAAGACGAAGAGGUGUCUAAGAUCAAGAACUGCUUCAAUACAAAGCAAUCCACCACUCGCAAGAAGUAUGGGGUCAAGCUUCGGGAGAGACGUACCAAAGCCGAAAUCGAGGCAGAGCGCGAGAGGUUGUUCAAAGCACCGCCGGAAGAAACUCUCGGGCAACCCCAGGAGGCACCAGCCAGUCAGGAUGGGGCUGUGCCGGUGAUAAAGAAAGCGCGCGUUAAUGAGAGAGGAGAUUCUGCACCCGCUGCGCAGCCUGUCAUCUCGGGGCCGGGUGCCGAUUCACCUCGGAGGCGAGUGCGGCUGGCGGACAUGGGAGGUUUAGGCGCAUCGGCGGCGACAGCAGAGCACACGGAUCCCACGACGACGAAACAAAGCUAUUCAGCGUCACAGCCGCCGUCAACAAAUGGAUCAGCCAAUGUGGCCGGAGCUAUCUCGGACGCCAGGGCGGGAGAAGCACGUAACGAUCCGAUGGAGCUCGACGAGGUCAGCAGCGCGACCGAAGACUCUGACUCCGAAGAAGAAGACGACGACGACAUCCCCGCCGUUUUGACGACAUAG